Tarenaya hassleriana is the source of this 629-nucleotide messenger RNA. Its product is annotated as ethylene-responsive transcription factor ERF021. Lineage: Eukaryota; Viridiplantae; Streptophyta; Magnoliopsida; Brassicales; Cleomaceae. The record is from RefSeq and is a predicted model, not a curated record. Gene Ontology annotation, biological process: regulation of DNA-templated transcription. The transcript has a single exon. The coding region runs from base 28 to 588 and encodes 186 amino acids. Gene Ontology annotation, molecular function: DNA-binding transcription factor activity; DNA binding.
ACUAUUAAACUUGUGUUUGUAUGUUUGAUGGCUGCAACAAGAAGUGGAGAUGAUGAUAAUAACAGGCGGAACGAUACUCAAGCCGGUAUCCCAUCUGCCUACAGAGGAGUCCGGAAGAGAAAAUGGGGGAAAUGGGUGUCUGAGAUCCGCGAACCGGGAACCAAAAACCGGAUAUGGCUAGGCAGUUUCGAGACGCCUGAAAUGGCCGCAACAGCGUAUGAUGCGGCUGCAUUUCAUUUCAGGGGAAGAGAAGCUCGUCUGAACUUCCCAGAGCUGGUCAACAACCUGCCAAGGCCUGUGAGCUCUACCCCUGACGGCGUCCGCAUGGCAGCUCACGAGGCUGCACUCUCCCUGAGAGCCGCUACGGACGACGGUGACAGCUCCAGCUCCAGAGUUGGUCCAGUCACUGUCAGACUCUCGCCCACAGAAAUUGAGGCCAUCAACGACUCAACCUUGGGCUCACCCACUAUGUGGAUGCAUGCAACAGCUGAGAGACUAAUGCUGGAUGGUGACUCUCUCGGGUUUGCUGAUGAUACUUAUCAGAAUGUGUGGGAUAAUUACCAGACCGACUCCCUUUGGGACCCUUGAUAUUAUUAAUCUAUACUUCUUCUCUAAGGAGUAUAGAUUAA